This is a messenger RNA of Pseudopodoces humilis (Tibetan ground-tit), 1149 nucleotides long. Lineage: Eukaryota; Metazoa; Chordata; Aves; Passeriformes; Paridae. The record is from RefSeq and is a predicted model, not a curated record.
AUGGAGGCAGGAGAUGGGGCUGUGCUGUGCAGCAUCUCUCAGCGUCCGGCUGUCCCACAGCAGUGGCAGCUGGAAGGCAGCCCGGUCCUGAAGGACAUCACCCAGCUACAGGAGCGCAGGGACAGAGGGCGGCGGCGCCAGAGGGAUCCCGGGGAUGAGGAGGGCUUUGUCCCCAAGAAGCUGCAGAGGCUGGGCCAGCGGAGCCGGCUGCCCGCCGGCCAUGGGGCUGCCAGGAGGGACUCCCUUGCCAAAAGCCCCUGCGGUGCACCAGAGCUGCUGUCCCCCCAGCUGCUGCCCUGGCAGAGUGAUGCCACUGUGCCCCAGGGGAUGCAGAAGCUUGUGAGCACACCAGGGAUGAAGAAGGAGAAAGCAAAGCUGCGUCUGGGGAAGCACAUCCUGUGCCAGCAGCUCUUCUACUCGCCCUCGGAGCCCUGCAGUGCCCCUAGACCCAUCGUGAAGAGGAGACAGCCCUUGGACAGGGACACUCCUGUCAAGGCCAAGCAGCAGAAGAGGGUGGCUGGCAGCCCUAAGCAGGUGGCAUUGGUGGAGCUGGUUUCUGCCCAGCUGGAGAAGAUCGAGAACCUGCUGGCCAACGAUGACCAGGAGCUCAUUGGGGACUUCUCCAAGCCUUACCUCCUACCGACGGUGGAGGGGAAGGACCCAGGUCUGAAGUACAUCUCUCCUGACACGCUGGUGGCGGUGCUGACGGGGCAGUUCUGCAGCUCCAUCCAGAGCAGCAUCAUUGUGGAUUGCCGCUACCCCUACGAGUACGAGGGGGGUCACAUCAAGGGUGCUGUCAACCUGCCGCUGCAGCGGGACGUGGAGGAAUUCCUGCUGGCGCAGCCCAUCGUGCCCCUGGACACCAGCAAGAGGGUGAUCAUCAUCUUCCACUGUGAAUUCUCGGCUGAGCGGGGGCCCAAAAUGUGCAAGUUCCUGCGGGAGAGGGAUCGGUCCUGCCACGAGUACCCCCAGCUGCACUACCCCGAGCUCUACAUCUUGAAGGGGGGGUACCGUGAGUUCUUCUUCCAGUUCUCGAGCCACUGCGAGCCCCAGAGCUAUCGGCCCAUGGAGCACCCGGCCUUCAAGGAGGAGCUGCGCAAGUUCCGUGGGCAGAUCCGACGCGCUCGGCGGGCGCUCCUAAUCCGCUAG